AUGUCGACGCCCGACUUGAUGACCAUCUUUCGGAACAGAGCCGAGGUCGGCAGACUGUACAGUAUCCAUGCGCGCCUCGGUCUGCGCUUCAUGUUCAUCGGAGGUGACAGCGAUGACAAGAUCUUGUGGCUGAGAGUCUCCACCCGUACUCGCUAUGGAAUGGGCAUGGUCACUAGUGUGGAGUUCAACCAACUUCUUGAUUACUACCAGCAGGCGGCCGAUGAUGUCAAGGAUCCCGAGGGCGACCCCCAGCUCCGGGAGAUGAUCAUCAGACUAGCAUGCCUCAACGCCGACGCUUGCCAGCGUGCCAACGAGCGUGGCUCGUUCACUUGCACUUCGCAGGCGUGCCACAGCACUCCCUAUGAGGAGUCACUUGAGGACUCAGUUGAGGAAUCAGUCGAAGACUCAGCCGAGGGGUCUGACGACGACUCAGACGAGGAGUCCGACGAGGAGGCCCUGGACCCCGUUCAGAUGAGCCGUAUCGCCUACGAGCGCGCCAAGGGGUUCGAGGAUGACGACGAAUUUUUCUACUAUACUCCAGUCAACACCGCCAAAACUACCCAGGAGUAUGGCGGUGGAAACGACAUGGAGAUUGGCGAGGAAACUGAUAGGGAUGACUAA
Messenger RNA from Pestalotiopsis fici W106-1, 621 nucleotides. RefSeq lists its product as uncharacterized. NCBI's taxonomy places the organism in Eukaryota, Fungi, Ascomycota, Sordariomycetes, Amphisphaeriales, Sporocadaceae. Bases 1 to 621 code for a protein of 206 amino acids. The transcript has 2 exons. The record is from RefSeq and is a predicted model, not a curated record.